Ceratosolen solmsi marchali is the source of this 1871-nucleotide messenger RNA. It is a transcript of the gene kn, whose product is annotated as EBF transcription factor knot. Gene Ontology annotation, biological process: regulation of DNA-templated transcription. The record is from RefSeq and is a predicted model, not a curated record. The transcript has 13 exons. The coding region runs from base 136 to 1821 and encodes 561 amino acids. Gene Ontology annotation, molecular function: DNA-binding transcription factor activity; DNA binding. NCBI's taxonomy places the organism in Eukaryota, Metazoa, Arthropoda, Insecta, Hymenoptera, Agaonidae.
AGCACCGCUGCCGGGGGCAGCCCCGUCGAGCUCGAGGGUCACUGGGGCAGGAAGCUGUACGGGGCGAGCGUCGCGCCGCCCCCGCCGCCUCCGCAUCAUCACCCGCGGGCGCCCCUCGUCUUCGCGCCCCAGGACAUGCGACAGAUAUUGAAGGAGGAACCGGUGCCGAGAGCCUGGCCCCAGCCUGCUCUCGCCGACAACGGAUCAGCUGUGGUCGGGAGGGCACAUUUCGAGAAACAGCCACCCAGUAAUUUAAGAAAAAGUAACUUCUUUCACUUUGUUAUCGCUCUCUACGAUCGAUCGGGCCAACCGAUAGAAAUCGAGAGAACGGCUUUCAUUGGCUUCGUCGAGAAGGAUCAGGAGUCGGAAGGUCAGAAAACCAACAAUGGAAUACAGUAUCGUCUUCAGCUUUUGUACUCUAAUGGUGUCAGGCAAGAACAGGACAUCUUUGUCAGACUGAUCGACUCCGUUACCAAGCAGGCAAUCAUGUACGAAGGACAAGAUAAGAAUCCGGAAAUGUGCAGAGUUUUGCUCACCCAUGAAGUUAUGUGCAGCCGCUGUUGUGACAAGAAGAGCUGCGGGAACAGGAACGAGACGCCCAGUGAUCCCGUGAUCAUCGACCGAUUCUUUCUCAAGUUCUUCCUCAAGUGCAAUCAGAAUUGCCUGAAGAAUGCCGGUAACCCGAGGGAUAUGAGGCGCUUCCAGGUCAUCAUAUCCACUCAGGUUGGCGUUGAUGGCCCACUGCUGGCAGUCUCCGACAAUAUGUUCGUUCAUAACAAUAGUAAACAUGGUCGCAGAGCGAAACGACUGGAUCCCAGCGAUCCUGGCGAGUACAACAGUCUUUACCCGCCCUUGCAAAUGGCGACACCUUGCAUAAAGGCGAUAUCGCCGAGCGAGGGUUGGACAUCGGGAGGGUCGACGGUGAUAAUAAUUGGCGAUAAUUUCUUCGAUGGGCUUCAAGUUGUCUUUGGCACAAUGCUGGUGUGGAGCGAGCUGAUAACGCCCCACGCAAUCAGGGUACAAACGCCACCGCGGCAAAUUCCAGGAGUCGUCGAGGUCAUACUGUCCUAUAAGGGCAAACAGUUUUGUAAAGGAGCACCGGGCCGAUUCGUUUACGUCUCGCUGAGCGAGCCGACGAUCGCCUACGGCUUCGAGAGGUUACAGAAGCUCAUACCCCGGCAUCCUGGCGACCCGGACAAACUUCCCAAGGAAAUAAUACUAAAGAGAGCGGCCGACUUGGCAGAGGCGCUGUACAGUAUGCCGCGGACGACGAACGCCUCGGGCAUAUCCUCGGCGCCGAGAAGUCCCGGCUCGAGUCACGCGAACCAGCCCCCGACCUCGACUUCAGCCACGGCAUUCAACUCCUACACGGGACAACUGGCGGUGACUGUACAGGAAAACGGUUCAUCCUCAAAGUGGACCGACGAGGGAGCGUCGGUGCCGACGGGCGCCGGUAGCGGGACCAACGGGAGCAACGGCCCGGGUAACAACGGACCUGGGAGCAACGGGGCCGGUGCUACGGGUCCAGAUGCCUAUCGGCAAAGCAGCAGCGCCAGCCCCCGUGGCGUCGUUGGGAGCGCCGGUGGCGGCUACUGCGGGAGCACCGCCAGCACACCCCACAGCCACAGCACCGGUGGCAGCUACUCCGUGACCAACCCCUACACCGGCAGCCCCACGCUCUACACCUCCCCGCACGAACAGUACGGAAUUUUCUAUUCAUCCGGGGACAGCAGCGCUUUCGCCCCCGUAGUCCGACCACCGACCACCUCAGUCCCACCGCACUGGUCCACACAGCACCACCUCGCUACGGCUGCCCAGUAAAUUCAAUGUCGCAAUAAAGCAAACGAAAUACUUGAUAGAGAUUAAUAGUG